AUGGCGUUGACCAGGCCCCUGACCCUCCUACUGUCCCUGCUGGCCCUGGCCCAGAUGGGUCCCCUGUGCGUCGGCGGCCGCCAUCUUACGGCGUCUGCACGGGAGCGGCAGCAGUUUGCCGAGCAGCUGGCCACGCAGAAAGCCUGGGAGGCGUCUGAGAUGGCCAAGAUUGCGGAGCAGGUGGCGCAGGAGGCGGCCAAGCUGGAGGACAUGAAGUCCAGGCAGGAAGUGAAGGAUGCCAAAGACAACGUCGAGAUGAUCAAGAAGGCGGCCAGGACGGCACGCAGGGACUCGGUUGAGCAGCAGCAGCUGGAGGACAAGGCGGCUGAGGCGUUCAAGGAGGCUGAGAAGGCGGCCAGGCGGGCGGCCAAGAAGGCGGCCAAGGAGGCGGAGAAGCAGGCCAAGAAGGAGGCCGAGAAGGACAGCAAUGAGGACGAGGCUGCGGAGGAGGCGUACGCCCAGCUCGUGGCCGCCGCUGGCGACAGCAGCGACAGCGACGGCGGCUCCAGCAAGAAGAGUCGCCGCAGCACGGAGGGGGGCGACGACAGCACGAGCAGCAGCGGCGGCAGCAACGGUCUAGCGGGCCCCAUCUGGGGCAUGCAGGUUGGGCAGGGCUCCAAGGGCGGCCCCGACCCUGUAUAUGCCACCUACCACUACUACGCCCCCGGCUACGAGACCUCCUCCCUCUACUGCGCCGACGCCUUUGCACCCGACCUGCCCGCCAGCCCCAGCACCUACCUGCUGGAGCACCCCUGGAUUGCCUACUGCAACGACGGCGGGCUGGGCCCCAUGAGCCAGGACAAGUGCGGCAAGAUGUGCGGCCAGGGAGGCAUCGACAUGGACCCGCUGGGCUUCAAUGCCAUCGACGACGGCCAGGGCGUGGCGGAUGGGCACAUGAACGUGCACAUCGAGUGGGCGUGA
Molecule: messenger RNA, 921 nt
Organism: Chlorella variabilis
Lineage: Eukaryota; Viridiplantae; Chlorophyta; Trebouxiophyceae; Chlorellales; Chlorellaceae
Exons: 6
Coding region: 1-921 (306 amino acids)
Biological process (GO): defense response to fungus; defense response to bacterium
Source: RefSeq, a predicted model, not a curated record